GACAGUCAGCGACUCGAGUUUCCUUUACCAGUUGGCACUGUCGCGUACGUCCGUUUCUCUGUAGUAUCAGUGUAGUCUCCGUUGAAUGCAAUUGUUUUUUAAAUUCAGACGACGUAACUUUAUUUGAUCGUUUCUAUAGAAUUGAUAAGUAGAGUAUACUCUUACAAACUUUUUAUCAGUUGCACGUCUCAAUGGACUCUAUUCAGACUACGGUGUCCGGAUUUUCUCUGGACCUGGGACCACUGAAAGAACCACUUGGCUUUAUCCGUGUACUAGAAUGGGUUUUUGCCAUUUUUGCCUUUGCCACCACUGGAGGUUACUCUGGGACAACUCACAUCAAGGUCAAAUGUCCUACAUCCGAAGAGACAAUCGUAAAACCUGUGUUUGGCUACCCAUUCAGGUUGUCAGCAUAUCCUUAUGAGAUGCCUACAUGUAACGGCAGUCACUCCAAUCACACCUUCCUCCAGGGAGACUUUUCCUCCUCUGCAGAGUUCUUUGUGUGUGUGGGUGUAUUUGGUUUUCUCUACUGCACUGCUACGCUGAUUCUCUACUUGGGCUACCAGCAUGUCUAUCGCCAGACUACCCGUGGUCCCUUUAUUGAUCUGGUGGUGACCGCUGCCUUCGCCUUUCUGUGGCUUGUGUCUGCUUCAGCCUGGGGCAAAGGCCUGACUGAUGUCAAAUGGGCCACAAACCCAGACCACUUGGCGGAGGGUUGUACAUUCUGCCAACCAGGAGACUUUCCUGCCAUGGGACGCCUCAAUGCAUCCGUGAUUUUUGGAUUUUUGAAUCUGAUCCUUUGGGCAGGUAACUGCUGGUUCAUUUACAAGGAGACUUCGUUCCACAAGGAUCCCAGCCCACCUGCCACCAUGGAGGAAGGAGGGGUCCCUGGACCCUAAAUCAGAGGCUGGUUCACUGGUUCUACUAAAAGAAGGCAAUCUCCUCAGUUUCCAUUAUGAAUUUUCAUCUAGUUCUCCAUUGAUGUCACAACUGUUUUUAUUUUUUUUAAAGAGCUCUUUUCUCUUCAUACACUGCAGCUAUAUUCUAAAAUGCUUACAUGUGUGGGAUUUAAACCUGGUCGUUAUAAAACAGCAGGGUGCGUUUGCUUCAAGAAAAGUUGUUUGGUUGGAAAAAGAAGUUAAUUUAUGGUGGUAUGAUGUCAAUGAAAGAUGCUCUUGAUGCAUUCAACGACACAAGUAGCCUGUAUCAUUUUUGGAAAUAUGGAAUAUGUAAAAAAAAAAAAAAUUAAAAAGGCAAAUAACCAAAUCUGCAUGAAAGCACUCCCAUUUAUUUUUCAGAUUUACUGAUCGUAAUAUACUGAUUAUGUAACAUGUAUGUAGAACAACAACUAUUUUUGUAUUUUCUCAUCUAAAGCAUCUUCGCAAAAGACCCACAGCAACUAUACCUAAUAAAACUGAAUUGUGUAAGCAACAACUUCCAGAAAGUAAUCUACUGUGCUUUCGUAUAUACUGUAUAGACUCCAGACAGUAAUGCCUACUGCCAAAAUGGUAGUAUUAUUCUAUCCUAAAGGUUAAGAUAUCUUAAAAUGUCUCAUUUCAACCAGCAAACGUUAACAGGCCUUGGCUGUAUAAAACUACUGACAGAAUGCAUUCUUGCAUUUCUGAACUGCCUUCAAGGCUUUCGGAGCAACUAAUCAUUCAAUAUCAACAGCCAUGCGGCCAGUAAUUUUUUUUUUUUAAUUGAAAGACAAGUAUGAAGUAUUAAUACCCACAGGUGCUGCUGUUUUCAGAUGAUGAUUCUUUUUCUUUUUUUUGUUGUCAAUAUCACUGUUAAUUCCAAACACUAUUGCACCACAAUCUACUGUACUUCUUUACCCUUCAAGUGAGAAAGUUGAAAUAUUAAUAUAAGAAAAAAUAGUUAAAUCAUCACUUGGAAGGCCAGUAUUCUGCUUGGAUCUGGAACAAGCUUUUGUACAGGACUACGGUGGAAUAAUUUCUAAUAUAAAUCUUUUACACAGUUUUACAUUUAAUCUGUGCAACAACACUAAGAUUGUCUUUUGUCAUAACUUGCAGUAACCUUACUUGUGUGCAAACCACUCAUAUUUUUUAUGAUUGUGUUGUUUUAAGUUGGGUGUCUGUUUUCAUCGUCCCACUGGGAAAAGAUAUUUGUGUGCAGCUUGUUUUUAUUUCUGUAAUUUGGUGUUCAAUAUACUUUGCCCAUGCAUAUCUGUUUGCAUGACUGAGCGAUUAUACUGUAGGUCAAGUAAAACCAAAAUGUGGCAUAAUAUGUUCAGUGUAUCUGACCCUGCUGUUUUCCAUAUUCAGUUGUAGCAAUCAUUCUACCAUCUAAUAUGCAAACCCUCCCAGGCCAACCACUGUCUUAAGUGCCUUGAAAGAGAGUUUUUUUUAAAUAUAUGCAUGUGUGGGUCGGUUUUGCAUAUAUUAGGUAAUUUACUAUUUGUUUUACAUACAGAGGGAUCUACUAAUUAUUGUGUAACUGUGUUAAGUGUCUUGAUUAGAAAUAAUUGAGUAUCAAUACAAAUUAAUUAAUAAGAUAUAUACAUGACUGUGGCGGCACGGUGAACGACUGGUUAGCACAUCUGCCUCACAGUUCUGAGGACUGUGGUUCAAAUCCCGGGCCCGCCUGUGUGGAGUUUGCAUGUUCUGCGUGGGUUUUCUCCAGGCACUCCGGUUUCCUCCCACACCCUAAAAACAUGUGUGGUAGGUUGAUUGAAGACUCUAAAUUUUCCCGUAGGUGUGAAUGUGAGUGCGAAUGGUUAUUUGUUUCUAUUUGCCCUGCGAUUGAAAGAAAAUGGAUGGAUGGAUAUAUGACUGUCAUUUGAGAUACAAACAAAUGCUUUCAGUUAUCUCAUUGCAUAUUUUUUUUUUUUUAUUUUAGUUUGGGGUGUGUUGAUGUGUUACACAUUGUUUUGACUGUACUUGAUAAUUUAUGUAUCCACUGUUAUUAUUUUUCCCCUCUUGAAUUUAGAUUGUAGUUAUACUCUAGAGACGCAUUUGCUUCCCCUAUGAGAACUUCAUCAUUAUAUAACUUUCAAAAUUGUUCCAGUGGUUCUCUAUAUUUUUCCUGUCUAAAAAGAAACUAAAUUUAAUAUAAUUUUCAUUUGUAGUGAUCUUUAUCUAUAUUAAUACAACAGUUUCAUUUGCUAAUUUCUAUUUGAGAAUUAUUUUACCUCUGUUUAAAAAAAAAAAAAAAAAGCUUUUCUGGCUCUGUAAAUAUACUACGGAAGCGUAUUGCAUUCACUUGAAUAAAUAAAAAAAAAACUUCUACAUUUUUUUGGAAUAUAGCUUUCUGUUUUUGAGUAUUUCUCUGUUUUUCUGAGUAAUCCCCCCCGCCCCCCCUGUUUUUCUGACUAAUUAUUUUCCACCUUUUUUUCUGACAAUUUUUUUCUGAGUUAUCUGGACACAUCGAACCCACGUGAGAACCUGCGAACUGCAAGUGCCUCUUUGCGGACUCCGUAGUAAGCAACAUGACCGGCUUAUUUAGUUUGAUCAAGUUUUAUUUCAAUAUGGGUUUAAGACACUGGGAGAUACUCCUGUCUUUGAGUCACAUGAGUCGAUGGUAUUGUUAUUAGUAGUUAGAAAAAAAAUUGUCCGAAAAAUGGGGGGGGUAUUAGAAAAACAGGGAAAAAAAUUACUAAGAAAAACAGGGGAAAAAAAUUGUCAUAAUACGGGGGAAAGAAAAUUCGACAGGAAAACUGAGAAAAAGUCAGAAAAACAGAAAGAAAUAUUAAUAAAAACAAAGCCCUCAAUAAAAUUACUCAGAAAAACAGGAGUUUUUUUUUUUUUUUUUUUUUUUUUAAUGCAAUACGCUUCCAUAAUAUAAAGACUCGUUCCAAAAAAUGUGAAUAUCAUGGAAACAUAAUAGAUUAUAGAUUCACGGCCCACAAUUUGAACAAUUUCGAAUAUACAUUUGUUUAUUUUUACAUAAUUUGGGCUUCCAGCUCAUAAAACCCACGAAAUCAGGAAUUCAAAAAAUGUUAAUACUGUGAAGAAAUCAGCCCAAAUUUGCAGGCCAUAAAUGUUUUAAACUGUGUCACACACGAAUCAUCUACUAAACUCAAAGCACCUGCACAGUUGUCAUUAAAUUGUUUCCAUUUGGUUCAAUUGUCUCAGUUGGGUUCAAUAUGGGGAAGACUGCAGACUUGACAACUGGCCAGAUGACCAUCAUUGAUACCAUCCAUAGGGUGAGUAAGCCACAAAGGUUAAUAGCUGAGGAGGCUGGCUGUUCACAGAGUGCUGUGUCCAAGCAUAUCAAUGGAAAGUCUAGUGGAAGGACAAAAUGUGUCAGGAGAAGAUGCACCAGCAAAAGAGAUGACCGUGGGCUUCAGCAGAUUAUCAAAUGGAGAAGAUUCAAUAAUCGAGCAGAGAUCCAGAAAGAGUGGAAUGAGGUGGGAGUCCCAGCUUCAAAAUCCACCACAUUCAGACGCAUCCGGGAGAUGGGCUACAACUGUCGGGUCAAGACACUUCUGAGCCUGAGCCAACGUAGGAAGUGUCUCAACUGGGCCAAGGAGAAGGAGGACUGGACUGUUGCCCAGUGGUCCAAGGUCCUCUUUUCCAAUGAAAGUAAAGUGUGCCUUUCAUUCAGGAAUCAAGGUCAAAGGUUUUGAUGGAAGACAGGUGAAGAAUAGAAUCCAAGCUGCUUGAGGUCCAGUGUGAAAUAUCUACAGUCAGUCAUGAUUUGGGGUGCAAUAUCCAGUGCAGGUGUUGGUAAACUCUGCUUUCUUAAAUCCAAGGUCACCACAACAGUCUACCAGAAUGUUUUAGAGGACUUGAAUGAUUCCUUCUGCUGACUUGAAUGAUUCCUUCUGCUGAGGAUCUGUAUGGAGAUGCAGAUUUUAUCUUCCAGCAGGACCUGGCCCCUUUCCAUUCCGCCAAAAGCACCAAAACCUGGUUUGAUGCCCAUGCCAUCACAGUACUUGACAGGCCAGCCAGCUCGUGGAUCUAAACCCCAUUGAGAGUCUAUGGGGUAUUAUCAAGAGGAAAAUGAGCGGCACAAGACCCAAAAACAAAGAAGAACUGACAGCAAGCAUCAAGGAAAUCUGGGCUUCCAUAACUCCCUGACAAUGCCACAGGCUGAUUGCCUCAAUGCCACGGCGCAUCGAGGCAGUGAUUAAAGCAAAGGGAUUCCCAAUCAAGUACUGAAGCUUAACACCGUUUUAAAAGUACCAUAUUUUGAUUGAUUUAAUGUGACCCUAAUUUCUUUUUUUUUUAUACAAAAAAUGAGAAGUAAAUGGUGAUUUCUUCACAGUAUUCUAAUUUUUUGAAUCCUGAUUUUGUGGGUUUUAUGAGCUGGAAGCCCAAAUUAUGUAAAAAUAAACAAAUUAAUACUUGCAAUUGUUUAAAUUGUGGGCCCUGAAUCUAUAAUCUAUGAAAGUUUAACUUUUUGAAUGGAAUUAUGGAAAUAAACUUUUCCAUGAUAUUAAAUUUUUUUUGAAUGGGUCCAUAUAUGGGGCACCGUCAUAAACCACCCCACCCUGAGAUAUUGAUCGUCUUGAUGAUUGGUUGAAUUAAAAACAAAUAGCGUUUCGCUUCACCUGUAUUGAAGUAAGAUGUACUUAUGAAAGCUCCUUUGGCUUCAGACCUUCUUGGACGUCAAAGCUUCAAGAGAAAUGUCAGUGGGAGGUUAAUGAAUGUCACUAUUGCACAGAGGAGUAGUCUGAUUCUUAAUUCUUAAUUGAGUUUUACACUGAUUGAUGCCUAUGUUUUUAAGCAUGGUGCAGACUUAACCACUUAGAGGGAUUAGGAAGGGCCAAGCUGUGUUCGCGUGUAGUAGCCUGUGACUCCUGAUCACCAUGAAGAACAGACUAACACGGUCAUUUAUUCAGUCAGAAAAAGAGAUGCAACAUAUAAUAAAAUGACUGCCUCGUUUGGAUUAGAAACACCCAAACCAACAAAAAAAUGUGCAUGCAUGAAAUUAUCUGUUCCACAGUUACAGAGUAAACACAAUUCUCGUAAAUCUUUGAAGGCCAGAUGUUAUGAAGUUUAAUCAUAAUGGAAAUUGUAUAUUUUUUGCAUGUCUAAGACACAAUUCAUUGUCACCAUGCUUUGCAGAAUAUUAAAAAUACAGUGCUUACCAAUUUU
This is a messenger RNA of Phyllopteryx taeniolatus (common seadragon), 6059 nucleotides long. RefSeq names its product synaptophysin-like 2a (gene sypl2a). Gene Ontology annotation, cellular component: synaptic vesicle; synaptic vesicle membrane. The record is from RefSeq and is a predicted model, not a curated record. The coding region runs from base 192 to 896 and encodes 234 amino acids. NCBI's taxonomy places the organism in Eukaryota, Metazoa, Chordata, Actinopteri, Syngnathiformes, Syngnathidae. The transcript has 6 exons.